AUGACUUGGGAAGGGGCGCUUCCCCAACUUCGGACCGACCCGCGCUUUACGAAUUCGCCACUUUCCUUGAAUCAACAAAUUCACUUAUUCCAUUCCCAUAUCAGUCGCAUACGGUCAAAGUACCUUGACAGCCUCAGAGACCUCUUGGAAUCCCACGCACCGUCGCUUGCAACAUCUUUCAGUGAGCUGCCCCUUCAAACACUCCUUUCUUCCCUGCCCGCUGUGAAACUUGGGUACGACAUUAAACAUCUAGAGCAAGAGUUUUCCAGAUGGCAAAGGGAACGGACUCAAAUUUCACGUCGAGCAUUCGAUGAAAUGCUGUCUGAGAAUUCCUUCGUUGAGUUCUGGGGUCGGCUGAGUAAAAUAGGUGGAGAUGGGGUAGAGGGCAGCGUCAAAAUUGAGAACGAGGAUAUUGGGGAGGGUGAAGGCGAUAGUGGCGCCAGUAAAGUUGACAUGAAGUCACUCGCUAAAAACAUCGACAUACGAGAAAUGGAAAAGGUUUUGAAGAACGAUAAGCGGUUCAUCAUGUUCGACCACCUACCAAAGGAAAGAGAACAAUGGUUGAGGGUACGACGAUAA
Molecule: messenger RNA, 579 nt
Organism: Laccaria bicolor S238N-H82
Lineage: Eukaryota; Fungi; Basidiomycota; Agaricomycetes; Agaricales; Hydnangiaceae
Product: glu-rich pro-rich WW domain-containing protein
Exons: 2
Coding region: 1-579 (192 amino acids)
Source: RefSeq, a predicted model, not a curated record